This is a messenger RNA of Trichoderma atroviride IMI 206040, 2745 nucleotides long. RefSeq lists its product as uncharacterized. NCBI's taxonomy places the organism in Eukaryota, Fungi, Ascomycota, Sordariomycetes, Hypocreales, Hypocreaceae. Gene Ontology annotation, molecular function: zinc ion binding; DNA-binding transcription factor activity, RNA polymerase II-specific; DNA binding. The record is from RefSeq and is a predicted model, not a curated record. Gene Ontology annotation, biological process: DNA-templated transcription; regulation of DNA-templated transcription.
CACAACAUGGCCGACCACAGCGCCUCGUCGCCGCAUCAUCCGAACAAUGUCACCAUCUACCAGACGACCGGGCCAGACGCCCACUUUGGCCCCAUCGUGGCCCCGGGAGACUCGGGAUCACCGCUGCUGAAUCCGCGAUCCUGCGUCACCUGCCGGAGGCGCAAGGUGCGAUGCGACAAGCAGAUGCCCUGCUCCAAUUGUCGGCGCGCCUUGAUUCCCUGUGCAUUCCCCGCGCCCGGCCGUGCGCCGCGCCAGCACCGGCCCAAGGACCCGAAUGCCCCUCCGAAACCGACGAGCCUGCGCGAGGUUGAGCUGGUCAAGCGGCUGAAGAAGCUGGAGGGCAUCGUGGAGGAGUUGAGCGGCCAGAUCGAGGUUGAGACUGGCGGCAGGGCUUCAUCUGCCGCGAACUCGCCCUCCAACGAAGGAUCGCCCACGGCCCAGCGACCGAAAUCCAGCAGCCUGGGCGCAUUUGCGGCGGGGGUUGUUGAUUUUGGCGACAACCAUGCCACUGGCGAGGUCCCCGAGUCUCGUAAGAUGAAAGAGAGCCGGAAGCAGCUCGGACGACUGGUCUUGAGCGAUAGCAAAGGCAGCGCUCGCUAUGUUAGCAGUGGAUUCUGGUCCAAAUUGAACGAUGAGCUGGAUGCUAUUCGCGAAGAAACGCAGAAGCUUACCGACGAGGAUGCCGACGACUCUGAGUUUGAGGAAUCGCCGCCCAUCGAUUCACCUGCCACAGCUGCAAGCUCCUCAUAUAAUCACCAGAGUAAUCACCAGAGCUUCAUCCUAGGUCAUCAAUCUCUCGAUGCUAAUUUAAGAAACUUUCACCCUGUACCCUCUCAUGCCACGUUUUUGUGGUCAGUCUAUCAGGAAACUGUUGAUCCUUUACUCAAAGUCAUCCACGUCCCAACCAUGGAUGCCCUAUUACGCGAUACCCGAAAAUGCCCCGAAAAACUAGCCCCAGGGCAUGAAUCCUUAGUUUUUGCUGUUUAUUACGCUGCAAUUGUGGCGCUUGAGGAAGGCGAGAUACAAACCAAUUUCGCCGUUACCAAAGAAGAGAUGCUUGCGCGAUAUCGCUAUGCUACAGAACAAUCUCUUGCCAAAGCAAAUUUUCUAAAUACAUCGGAACUUGCAGUCGUCCAAGCACUCACUCUAUUUCUUCUAGUCGUAAGACGAUACGACGAGAGCCGAUUUACUUGGUCCAUGACCGCUCUCCUAGUUCGGAUUGCGCAGGGUCUGGGCAUUCAUCGUGACGGAACAAACUUUGGACUCUCUCCGUUUGAAACAGAGCAGAGACGACGUGUUUGGUGGGCCAUUUUGACUUUGGACUUUCGAGCUUCCGAGGAAAUGGGCACCGACUUGCUUGUGGCUGAUGGAGACUUCGAUACUCAAUUCCCUACUAGCCUUAAUGAUGCCGACUUCUCACCUGCGAGCACUACAAUCCCCCCAGCAAGAGAAGGAAAGUCAGAAACUGCAAUCUCCUUGGUGAGAUUCGAAGUCUGCGCCAUGUCGAGGCGCAUACGCGACGCGUCUGGCGAGAAUACGUCUGGUGCUAGAAUUGAAACCGGUGCAGUUGCAGAGAAGGAGCGGAUGUUGGUUGAGCUCUAUCAGAAGAUCGAAGACAAAUUCCUUCGGCAUCUUAAAGAGGAAGUCGACAUUUUAUAUUGGGUUGCGGCUAUGAUAUCGCGCAUCAUCAUGUCCAAGAUGUGCCUCAUAAUAUAUCAGCCAAUGCUUUUCCCCGGCUCUGAUCACGAGCUCACAGCAGAAAUCCGCGAGCGGAUCUACAUUGCCGCCAUCGAAAUCAUCGAAUAUAAUUAUAAACUCAAUACCGAUCCUAGAUGCAAACAGUUCCGAUGGCUGUUUAGGACAUAUACGAACUGGUCUGCGAUUGCCUAUAUACUCGUCGAGACAUGCCGUCGUCCUUGGACACCACUUGUCCAGCGUGGCUGGGAGGCAGUCAAUGGCUACGAUAAAGAUUUGGCUGAGAACGCCAAGAGAGCUGACCAUGCCGUCGUCUUCCUUCCUUUACGUAAACUAUUCAUCAGAGCAAGGAGAUAUCAGGAGUCAGAGGUGGCUCGACUAAGGGCUGACCCCGAAGAAGCCAGGCGCCUAGACCUCGCAGAACGAGUAAACCCACCUCGGGCGCGGUUCGACCCAGUUCCAGGCUUAGAAGUCAGGCAACAACAAGUCAGAGAGACAUGGAGAGCAAUGGUCCAAUUGGAGGGCUCCACACCGUCCUCAUCAACCUCCAACCCGCAACAUCAGCAAACAUCAAUGAAUUCAUUCAUGCCCGAAGAGUCCAAGCCAUCGUUACAUCAGACACCAGUAACUGGUGCCACUGGGUCGCACUUCUCACAAAGCAAUGCUGUAAGCCAAAUGCCUAUGAGUAUGACCGACGAUACCAUGGAAUACAUGGACACUUUUAUGGCUCAAUCCAACGUCCCCAUGGCGGAGCUCUGGAAUGUCGGAAUGGUAGCCAUGCACAACGGGCACGCCACCGUGAGCAUGCCAGAAAGACAGCAUGUUCAGGGUAACAUGGUCGGGCAAGAAGCAAUAAUGCUACCGAGCCAACAGCCAAAAAACGACCAUCACGUUCCACCAUAUCUUUGGCCCGAGAACUUUGCCCAACCAAAUCCAAAGUUUGAAAUGGAAGAUGCAGACAUGCUGGGAGCCAAUUUCAAUUGGCACGACUGGAAUCAGAGCAUUCGGGGCUUGGGGAUGGAGGGCACGCAAUCGAAACAGAGCUGGUGA